Messenger RNA from Paramisgurnus dabryanus, 5364 nucleotides. It is a transcript of the gene glra1, whose product is annotated as glycine receptor, alpha 1. Gene Ontology annotation, molecular function: transmitter-gated monoatomic ion channel activity; extracellularly glycine-gated chloride channel activity; glycine binding. Gene Ontology annotation, cellular component: postsynaptic membrane; plasma membrane. Lineage: Eukaryota; Metazoa; Chordata; Actinopteri; Cypriniformes; Cobitidae. Gene Ontology annotation, biological process: monoatomic ion transmembrane transport; chloride transport. The record is from RefSeq and is a predicted model, not a curated record.
UGAGCUGCUUUUUGAGUUUAGUAAAUGACUGCAGCAAGAAAUACUGUGAAGCUGCUAGGGUUUAUGAGCGCCUUUUGUGCAAUGGCACAGACUCUGUGUGCUAAAACAUUCAUGUUUUGCCAUUUAUCACGGGGAUUUUAGGGAAACGUUGAAAGCGAAAAUGAGCAGCGUCUCGUAACUGGACCAGACAAUGGAAGUAGCGUCAUGCAGCAGUAACAAUUCACCCCUGGGAAACGAGUCCGUGCUGAAUAAGACUACCUGCAGGAGCACAUCGGUCAGAGGUAGCUAAACCUAGCGUGUGGCUUCAAAGCGACACAUUUUCCCAUUGGGAUGCGUAUGAAAAGAGCCUCGGAGGUACAGAGAAGACGCGCGUGUACAGAUUUCCUUUGACUUUGGUGGCAUUCCGACGCUGCGAGGAGAUCGCGUGUAGUUGCGUUUGUUGGAAAUCGCUCGCGCAUAUCGCCUGAUGUGUUUUGGGAUGAAUAUAUUUGCCGACUGCACAUCUAAAGCUGUUAUGGAUCGCUGGGAAUGAACAGCUGAAAUUGAUCUCAUCGAGUUCCAUUCACAGCACCGUUGCCACCUGAAAUCCCGCAGCCCGCUCGAGUCUCUGUCCGUGGUCCUGACACGGAGCUCGGCUUCACCUGAACAGCCUUUGUCGGGAAAAACAUGAUCAGCUCGUCUGUACGAUCCUGAGAUUUCUGUGGCCUUUUUUGUGGAAUCGGAAACGAGCAAAGGACGAAUCGUUCACCUCAGAAGUGAGUGGAGAGGGAUUUGUAGGGCGCACUGAGCUGUAGCUAACUACAUCCACUCAAAUCCGACACGAUGUUCGCACUCGGGAUUUAUUUGUGGGAAACUAUUGUAUUUUUCAGCUUGGCAGCGUCCCAACAGGCAGCAGCACGGAAAGCUGCCUCUCCCAUGCCCCCGUCAGAAUUCCUGGACAAGCUUAUGGGAAAAGUGUCUGGUUACGAUGCAAGAAUCAGACCUAAUUUUAAAGACCCACAAGGCUCCAAAUCGGAUGGUACUCACAAGAAAGGUCCACCUGUGAACGUAACAUGCAACAUUUUUAUUAACAGUUUUGGAUCCAUUGCUGAAACAACAAUGGAUUACAGAGUGAACAUUUUUCUAAGACAGCAGUGGAAUGACCCUCGGCUGGCUUACAGCGAGUAUCCUGAUGACUCCCUUGACCUUGAUCCCUCUAUGUUGGACUCCAUUUGGAAACCCGAUUUGUUCUUUGCCAAUGAAAAGGGCGCCAAUUUCCAUGAGGUCACCACUGACAACAAGCUUUUGAGGAUUUCAAAAAAUGGGAAUGUCUUAUACAGUAUAAGAAUAACACUGAUUCUGGCCUGUCCCAUGGACCUGAAGAAUUUCCCUAUGGAUGUGCAGACCUGUAUAAUGCAGUUGGAGAGCUUCGGCUAUACCAUGAAUGAUCUUAUAUUCGAGUGGGAUGAGAAAGGAGCUGUGCAGGUGGCAGAUGGACUGACGUUACCUCAGUUCAUACUGAAAGAAGAAAAGGAUUUGCGUUAUUGUACCAAGCACUAUAACACAGGGAAGUUCACCUGUAUAGAGGCCCGUUUCCACCUGGAGAGACAGAUGGGUUAUUAUCUGAUCCAGAUGUACAUUCCCAGUCUCCUGAUUGUUAUUUUGUCUUGGGUCUCUUUCUGGAUCAACAUGGACGCCGCCCCUGCCCGUGUAGGUUUGGGCAUCACUACUGUGCUGACCAUGACCACUCAGAGUUCAGGAUCUAGAGCCUCUCUUCCUAAGGUGUCCUACGUGAAAGCCAUUGACAUUUGGAUGGCCGUCUGCCUACUCUUCGUCUUCUCCGCCCUGCUGGAGUACGCCGCUGUCAACUUCAUCGCACGCCAACACAAAGAGCUGCUGCGCUUCCAGAGAAGAAGAAGACAUCUUAAGGAGGACGAGGCAGGAGACGGCCGAUUCAGCUUCGCGGCCUACGGCAUGGGCCCGGCGUGCCUGCAGGCCAAAGAUGGCAUGGCCAUUAAGGGGAACAACAACAACGCGCCCACCUCCGCCAACCCCCCUGAGAAAACCGUGGAGGAGAUGCGCAAGCUCUUCAUCAGCCGCGCCAAACGGAUCGACACCGUGUCGCGCGUGGCCUUUCCGCUGGUCUUCCUCAUUUUUAACAUUUUCUACUGGAUCAUUUACAAGAUCAUACGCAGCGAGGAUGUUCACAAGCAGUAAGAAGAGAUCCGAAUAUCCCCGUCUCCACGCUCACACUCCCCAUCUUUCUGCGCCCGCCUUUAUCUCAGUGCAGCGCUCACUUGCUUCCGGUGAUGAUGAGCCCCCGGCAGAGGUAUUUAUGAAUAUUUUUCGUCUCUUUCUCUCCUGCCCCCCCAUGAAUAAUCCGGACCUGUGCAAUAGCAAUGCAGUAAAAUGCAUGAUAUAUGAAUGUGGCAAUAUAUUUACUAAAAAAAAUUCAAAACGACUGAAGUAAAUAUGAAACUUUUUGCAAAACGUCUCUAAGAACUUCGAAACCGACGACUGGGAAUCCCAGAGGAGGAAAACUUUUUUUGCAACUUGAAGACGUACUGCAUUGGGAGAAUAUGGAGAAUCGUUACAGCUGUGUAAUAUAUAUCAUAUAUAUUUAAAUUAUAAUACUUCCAUGAGAACGCCUUUGAAAGUUGAACGUAUUUUGAGAUCGCAAGGCAGUUCGGGCUUCCAUGAAAACAGGAGGAAAAUGUGGCGGGUCCUGUAGACCCAGAUUUGCAUUUGAUGUGUGUAUUACAAGCACUUGUCAGAACUGUCCCGAUGUUUAACUCUGAUAUGAAUUACUAAUGGAGUGCCAGUCAAAACAAUUAUUUAUUCGAGUUGUGGUCAAUGUGUUCCUCUAUCUGUGCUCAUUUUUUGUUCAUGUGCCAAACAUCAUGUUGCUGUAAUACAUCUUAUUUUCAGGUCUCCGAGAGGUCUCAAUCGCAUUUUUCAUCUGUUUACAUUUUCAAAGGACUGUGAAAUAUUAAAAGCUAAAACGAACUUGCUAAGGUGUGUGAAGGAAACAUAUAUACACAUACAGUAUAUAUUUAUGUAUAUGUAUGUUUUGGCAAAUUCGACCCACUCAGAAUGCCCCAGAAAUGGACACGGAUAAAAGCUGAGAUCUUUCAUAACUCAUACUAUUUCAUACAGCUGAAAGUGUUAUUUUUAUAAGCUUGGUAAAUAAGCAGUACAAGCCAGUGCCAUGAUAAAACUACAACUAUAUUUCAAACCAAAUGUAUAUUACAGUGAUUUUUCAAACUAUACUAUGUAUGUUGUGCAGCAAAGGUAAUAAGUGCACAAAGGUUUAGUUUAUGAAAUUUAAAAUGCAUCUUCAUCUGGCUUCUCUAUGCAAUAAUCAUAUAUGCAAUUAUUUUAAGUGUUUAUCAUGGUAAAUAUGGAGAUUUUAUUCCGAGGGCCCACAAAGACUUUAUCCCGUAUCUUCUAUUCAUCCUUGAUCAUGGCUAUAAAACAGCAUUGGGAAACUUGUCUAUGCAUGGCAAGGCUUUUUUGUGCUAUACAGAUGAUAUAGAUGUCAUUUUUCACUUUUGUAAUGUUUCGUUUGACUGCUGGUAUGAAGAGAUCCACUGAUUUAAAACAUGAACAUGGUGUCCAGGGCUUAACAGGCUGUGUGAUAGAUGAUAGAUGCUUUCUGUAGGAUAUGCAAGUUUGUACCAUGCGUAACAUCAUUUGUUUUUUCAAACCAAAGAGUCAUUUUGUCAUAGCCUGUAUUUAUAACUAUAACUAUGCUUUUGACAUUUAAUUUCCUGUUUUCACUUCAGUCCUGGAAACAGACAUUUUCAGUUUUGUUCAAUUGUAAAAUCUGUAAUGUUUUAAAACGAUACUUUAUUUCAUUUUUUUUCUUCAGGUCCCUUUAUAUUUAGACAUUUUGUUACAUAGGAUAGUCUUGACUGGGCAACACAUUACCAAGAAAUACAAAAAAAGUCUAAUUAAUGGUAUAAUAAUGUUUUGGUCUUAAUAAAUAUAUGAGAUAUUUUCACAUUUUGAAAUAACUUAUUGUUUAUUUAAAUGAUCUGGCAUCAUGACAUCAUUCGAAGGGCUAUUUUUGAUUAUCAAUGUCAAAUCCUCUUCUCCUGUAUCAAUAUGAUAUUCACAUACAUAUGUAUAUGUGUUCGUAAAACUGGUUUAUCCCCCAACAUGGCGGGAAUUCCAUUAAAACACCGGAUUAUCAGAAUUAUAUUUAGGACUCAAACCAAAAUCAUUAGUAAUUCAAAGAGGAACAUUGUAAACCAACAGCAGCACAAUGUAGCAAGGUUACAUAUCAUUUGAAUUUUGUUGACAGGAUCUAUUUGUGACAUUCCUCAUAAUCUUAAUUAUGAUUAGUUCACGUAGUCACCAGACUAGUCUUUCUUAAACUGGUUUACGCUCCAUCCGUGAGACUGAUAGAGGCAUACGAUGUAUAAUAUACAUCACAAUGUACAGUGUGGAAAGUGAUCGAGAUGCUUUUGAUGUGCUCAUUUUUGAUGCAGGCUCUGAAAUGGGACAAUUCAAAUAUGUAGUCAAAAACACAUUUAAAGAAGAUUUGUAGAAAUAUUGUUCAGCUUAAUGUUGCCGUUAAUGACAGAUUUCUUUAUCGACAAACCCUGCUUAAGGCUAUUUCUGAUACUGCUCUCUGUGUAAAUGACAACAGUUUUGCCCUCACACACCCAACGUGCUAAACGCAAUAUAAAAGACGCGAACAUCUGAGAUUAAUCCUGGCUUGGGAAUACAAGGGCAAUGUGAUGUGAAAUGUGUUCUGUAUACAAAACAGGUUUUUUUUCUUUGGCCUGAGAAUCAUGCAAAUGUCAUUUUAUUGUCCAUAUGAUUUCAGUCAAUCGAAAUUAUUGAGGCAUGAUAUUGUUUUUGGCUUUCGCAUUUAUUUCUUUAACCCCUUUGUUGUUUUGAACAAUGACACAAUGCGUACUUUAUAUUGUAAUCGCCCAUGAACCGAUGAUGUCAGAGUGACAGUGGGCAUGGUGAUCUGAUGUAAGCAAUGUAUGCAAAACUGUGGGUAAAGUUUUCAUUUUUGCACAAGUUGGUAUGGCCUUAAUUUUUUGGUUGAUUUGCUUAAAUUGUGUAUUGGCACAAAGUGCAUCUCUUCAUUUGCUUAUUGACAGAGUGCAUCGGAGUGCACUUCCAAUUGGUGAAGAAAAAAAAUGCAGAUCCUUAUUUUUAUGUUCCAAUACUAAAAUGUGGAAUUUUGCAUGAAUAGAAUUAAAAUGGCAGAUAUUUUUUGGCUUGUACAGAAAUGUGAGCAAUUUGAAGAAAAAAAGGAAUGUACCAUUUCUGCUAUAUCUGUAUAUAACACGAUAUUUAUUGAAAUAUGUCAUAAUGCUAAAUCUAAUUCUACUAUUAAAGGUUUUCUGAACUAAAAUAUCUCAA